AUGGUGGAAAGAGUUCUAUGGUUACCAUUGUGUGCCUAUCUCUGUGGUUGUAACUAUAUUUCUCUCUUUUCAGGACUCUGAUUGUUGGUCUUCUUGUGAGUUACUGAGAAUUUGGUUGGCUGACCCAGAACAGCUAUGCGCGGAUAUGAAAGAGAUGAGUAUGAAGAGCAUGAAGAUUUGGAUGAAUAUGAGGAGGAAGGUGAAGAGCAAGAACAAUACGAGGGUGGUGAAGAGGAAUACGAGGAGGAAGAAAUUCAGCAGCCUCCAGAAGAGUUGUUGGAGUACCUGGAGCUGAGACAACGACUGAAAGAAGAUAUCAGGAAGCAGAGGCAGAAAGAAUUAGGUUCUGCUAAUGGCCUUUCUCGUGAAAUUAAGAAGGCGUUGCCAAGGGACAAUUAUGGUUCCUUCUUUGGGCCUUCAGAGCCUGUAAUCGCUCAAAGAGUAAUCCAAGAAAGCAAGUCGCUGUUGGAGAAUCCAAACUUGGCAGCGAAAGUCAUGACAUCAAACCAUGAUAACGAUCAGAGCUCUGCAACAAAACACGCAGGAUCAAAAUCUGGUACCAGCAGCAAUGCACCAAAAAUCACUAAUAAGUUGAAAACAAAGGUGCAGAUAUUAAAAAGUACAAGAGAUUACUCAUUUUUAUUAUCUGAUGAUACUGAACUUCCUGCUCCAUCAAGAGGUUCCUUACCUCAUAAAGCCUCUGCCACUAAUUCUGACGCGCGAGUAGCGUUACCACCAAGCAGCAAUCAUUCUUCAAGAAAUACAGGGAGAAAGCUGCUAAAUGAUCGUGAAGUGCGGAAGCCUAUACCUGGAAGCAGCCAAAUGCAACCGAAACUGUUGAAUCGGAAAGCAGUUUCUGUUAGUAAGCAAACUCAACUAGCAUUAGAUUCCAGGAAACAACUGGGUAGCAGUAAAGGGAGUGGGUCUGGCAGGCCUUUGGGGCUAAAAGCAGUGCCUCCCAAAGUUAUAGGUGGGCCAAACGGCAAGAGGGUUUUGACACCAGGUGUCAAGAGCACUGUGCCUGCUUUGCAUAAGCCAACACUUUCAAAGUUGCAACCUUCUAUUCCAAGGCAACCCUUGGUACAGAAAAAGGAAAUACUACAAUCUGGAAAGUCAAAGGUGAUGCCAAAACAAGCUGAGCCUUCAGACAGACCUAAGCCGAUUUUGCAGAAACAGGCAGGGCCAUUGUCCAAACUGCCUCCAAAAAAUGCAACUCGUUCUUUGGAAGAUAGGCGCCCAGCAAGAAAACCAGUGAGACCUGAUGAAGAAGGUGAUGGAGCAGAAGCUAUUAGUAUGAUUAGGAGGAUGUUUGGGUAUAAUCCCAACAGAUAUCGGGAUGAUGAUGAUACUAGUGAUAUGGAGGCUAAUUUUGAUGACAUACUGAGGGAAGAAAAACUAAGUGCGAAGAUAGCAAAGGAAGAAGACGAAGAAGAACUGUGGAAGAUAGAAGAAGAAGAAAGGAGGGAGCGCCUGAGAAAACAGGCAAAGAAGCGCAAGUUGAGCCAUCAAUGACGGCAAAGAUGUUUUCCCUUGCUUAAUAGAUAGAGCUAUAGAGGUUUUCACAUUUUCUUGGCAAGUAAAGGGGGCUGUGGGGAGUUUGUACAGGAAUAUCUGAGUCCCCCCUUAAUUUACCAGUUGAUUUGUAUCUAUUGGUUGUAUUGAGCGUUGGCACUCAUUGCCCAUGCAGUUGUAACUGAAAUUUUUCAAUCAUUUUGCAGCUGUGAUAAUUUAAUGUCCCUGUUUACCAAGCCAAAUCUGAGAAAAUUCUCAAGUCCAUGGGUACCCAUUGAGUUAUUUGCUACAAUAUAUAUGCCAUAACCUACUAUGUGCUGAUUUGGAUUA
Lycium ferocissimum is the source of this 1842-nucleotide messenger RNA. RefSeq lists its product as uncharacterized. Gene Ontology annotation, cellular component: nucleolus. Bases 136 to 1512 code for a protein of 458 amino acids. The record is from RefSeq and is a predicted model, not a curated record. Gene Ontology annotation, molecular function: DNA binding; histone binding. NCBI's taxonomy places the organism in Eukaryota, Viridiplantae, Streptophyta, Magnoliopsida, Solanales, Solanaceae. Gene Ontology annotation, biological process: regulation of DNA-templated transcription; nucleosome assembly. The transcript has 8 exons.